AUGGCUCACUUUGAUGACGACGAUUUUGAUGUUGUUGACACCGGUGCAUCUGCUACAAAACCACAACAGUGCAGUUCUCUGCGAGUGAACGGUUUUGUGGUCAUGAAGGGUCGCCCCUGUCAGAUCACAAGCAUGUCAGUUUCCAAGACGGGCAAACAUGGAGCUGCCAAAGUGCACUUGGUUGGUGUUGAUAUAUUCACAGGAAAGAAAUAUGAACUACAAGAUUCCUCUACUGCAACGAUUGCCGUCCCAAAUAUAUCGAGGAAGGAAUACCAACUAAUUGAUAUUAAGGACAAUUUUCUGUCGCUUAUGGGAGAUGACUUGUCUGUUCGUGAGAACAUUCCACUGCCAGAAGGCGAAGUAGGUAAAGAAAUAAUGGAAAAAUGGGAGAACAAGGGAGACGAAGAUGUUGUCACGUUGGUCGGGUCAACUGGUCAAAAGAAACCAGGUGUCAGUGAAAUGACGGAACGGCAAUUCACUCCCUACAUUGUUGUGAGCGAUGGGCUGUGCACUUUAAAGGACAUUACAGCUGGUCUUCUACAGCAUAAUCGCUGGGAGAAUCCAGCGGGACUGAAUUGA
Opisthorchis viverrini is the source of this 579-nucleotide messenger RNA. RefSeq lists its product as hypothetical. Lineage: Eukaryota; Metazoa; Platyhelminthes; Trematoda; Opisthorchiida; Opisthorchiidae. Gene Ontology annotation, molecular function: translation elongation factor activity; ribosome binding; RNA binding. The transcript has 2 exons. Gene Ontology annotation, biological process: positive regulation of translational termination; positive regulation of translational elongation. The record is from RefSeq and is a predicted model, not a curated record. Bases 1 to 579 code for a protein of 192 amino acids.